Ceratotherium simum simum (southern white rhinoceros) is the source of this 1201-nucleotide messenger RNA. RefSeq names its product indolethylamine N-methyltransferase. The record is from RefSeq and is a predicted model, not a curated record. Gene Ontology annotation, cellular component: cytosol. Gene Ontology annotation, molecular function: amine N-methyltransferase activity; N-methyltransferase activity. Lineage: Eukaryota; Metazoa; Chordata; Mammalia; Perissodactyla; Rhinocerotidae.
AAGACACAGGCAGACAGGACGGCACACACUCAGUGCCCCCAUGGAGGGCAGCUUCACGGGGGGCGAGGAGCACCAGAAGAACCUCCUCCCCAGGGACUACCUGGCCACCUACUACAGCUUCGACAGGGGCCCCUCCCUCGAGGCUGAGAUGCUCAGGUUUAAUCUGGAGUGUCUCCACAAGACCUUUGGACCGGGGGGCCUCCAAGGGGACACUCUGAUCGACAUCGACGGGCCUACCAUCUGCCAAGUGCUUGCCGCCUGUGAGUCCUUCAGAGACAUCACUCUCUCCCACUUCACUGACCGCAACUGGGAGGAGCUGGAAAUGUGGUUGAAAAAGGAGCCAGGGGCCUACGACUGGACCCCGGUGCUGAGACUCGCCUGUGACCUGGAAGGGAACAGUGGCCGGUGGCAGGAGAAAGAGGAGAAGGUGCAGGCUGUGGUAAAACGGGUGCUCAAGUGCGAUGCCAACCUGGGCAACCUGCUGGCCCCUGUGGUGCUGCCCCCCGCCGACUGCGUGCUCACCCUGCUGGCCAUGGAGUGUGCCUGCUGUAGCCUGGACGCCUACCGCGCCGCGCUCUGCAACCUCGCCUCGCUGCUCAAGCCGGGCGGCCACCUGGUGACCACGGUCACGCUGCGGCUCACGUCCUACAUGGUGGGGAAGCGUGAGUUCUCCUGUGUGGCCCUGGAGAAGGAGCAGGUGGAGCAGGCUGUCCUGGACGCUGGCUUUGACAUCGAGCAGUUCCUGCACAGUCCCACGUGCUACUCAUCCACCAAUGCUGCCAACGCAGGGGUCUGCUUCAUCGUGGCCCGUAAGAGGCCUGGGCCCUGAGCCAAGAGGGCCAGCCAGAGAUCGGGCCAGGCUCAGAGGCCUCAGCCCAUCUACACUCUAGAGAGGGGUUAGGAAUAGGUAGUGUCUAACAGCCCCUGCUUUCAACACUAAUAUUCCAUCUUCUGAAAUUCUGAGAUUCUAACAUCCUUGUUUUAGAAUCCUAAUUUUCCAACAUACCUAGUUCUAGGAUCACACAAGUGGAAUAUUCCAUUUUCUAAUAUACUAAGCCUGACAGCUACCCUCAGAGGCUACCUGACUCCCAUGCAACGGUAGAGUACUCAGGGACAUAGUUUCAGAGUCUUUACCCAUUAUAUUUAAGACAAAGAAGCCUCUAGACAGUGGAGUAUUGGUAAAUGUUUCACAAUCAGCUCU